Molecule: messenger RNA, 522 nt
Organism: Brassica oleracea var. oleracea
Lineage: Eukaryota; Viridiplantae; Streptophyta; Magnoliopsida; Brassicales; Brassicaceae
Exons: 2
Coding region: 1-522 (173 amino acids)
Source: RefSeq, a predicted model, not a curated record
AUGGAGGACUACUAUGAGUGGGAGGUUGAUGAGAGAUUACGACAGAAGUACAACACUGGAGAGAUAUACACUUACCUCAAGGGUCAUCAUCCACAGGUCCCAUGGGCAAAGAUCAUUUGGUUUUCCUAUGGAAUCCCACGUCAUAGCUUUCUCAUGUGGCUCGUGUUACUCGAUCGCUUACUACCAUAUGGAGACAGAUUGCUACUCGAUGUCAGCUCCAACCUCUCUUCAAUUGGGAGGACACUGUUCUUCCAACUUCAGAUGCUCCCCAGUAAUCGAGAUUCUCUGCGCCUUACACUGCUAGCGAUUCAAGAUACCAUCUACUGGAUUCGGACUGAACGAAAUAAUCGUCUUAACCAACAAGCCUUCAAGCCGCUUGAAACGAUCAUCUCCACCAUCGAUAAGCAGAUUCGCAACCUCUACAAAGCUUCCAGCAAGCCAAUCCCAGAGCUUCUUCAGCGAUGGCACAACUCUGGUUUCUCUGACCAUGACUUCAAGCGGAGGAAACAAUGUUUUAGAUGA